AUGGACUCUACAAUUGUAUCUAACACUGAAGAACCAUGUGUUGUGUACCCCUGGGAACCUUGUCAUGACAAUGAAAUGCAAAUGAAAGCUUCUUUUGAGGAUAACUAUCUCGACCAUAUGAGUAAUUUAAAAAUUGAAUCAAAUCCAUCAUCAAAUACAUUAACCACGAUAGCUUGUGGCGUCCUACAUAACGUGACUAGAAGUUUAAUAGAAGAAUUUUGUGAAAGUGGUGCAUCUAUGGUAAUAUUUGAUUUUAACGGCUUAUCAUUUGAACAGAGUCGAAAAAUGGUCUACGAAAUUCGCCAAGGGGUUUUUAAUUACAGUCUUAAAAAGAACAACCGAGUACCAUAUUCAAUGACUUUAGUACUUGAUCUUGAAGGAUCUUGCAUUACAACUGGAAGCAUAUUCCAAACAACAACCACACAACGUUUGAUAGAAUUAUCGACGAACUCUCAUGUUUACGUCACCAACGAUGUCGAGUACAAAUUUAAAUGCACGGAGGAUCGUAUUUAUGUGAACAGCGAUAUAAUUCUUCGGCUAAAAACUAACGAUCGGAUCUACUUGGACUACGGAAAAAUCGAACUGGCCGUAAUAAGAGUUGAUGAGGACGAGGUAUAUUGCGUGAUAAAGCGAGGAGAAUUUUUGGGUUCCGAAAAAGUAGUGCACGUGCCGGGAAUUCCGGUUGGCUCGACGGCACUCACCAAACUAGACGAGGAGAAAAUUCGCACAGGGAUUCAGCUCAAAGUCGACGUAAUAUUGGUGCCCGGUGUCAGGAACUCAGUGUUUUUCGACAGCGUCCGCAAGUUUGUUGUUACAGAGCGAGGCAGGGAUAUUAGCCUGUAUGCGAAAAUUGAUAACAGUGUUGGACUGGAGAACAUGGAUGAUAUCAUACCUGGCGUGGACGGCGUGUUCUUGAACCGACCAAACUUGUCCAUGGAGGUCGGUCACGACAAGAUAUUCCUCGCCCAGAAGAUCGUCUUGUCCAAAUGCAACUUAGCUGGAAAACCGACAAUCACUUAUGGGGAAUAUCUUAAUUCCAUGGAAGUAAGCACGGUACCUACGAACGCUGAAGUAAAUGACCUCAUAAAUACCGUAAUGGAUGGAACAGAUUGCAUUUAUCUAGAUGUAACAAUGCGCAGUGCAAACAAAUUGCAUUGCAUUCAAUACGCGGCUUCGCUGUGUCGACAGGGCGAAGCCGCCAUAUGGGAACAACAGUUGUUCACCGAACUCAACAAAAAGUCCAAACCAAAAAUCGAUCCCGCCGAAGCUAUAAGCAUCGGAUGCGUAGAGGUAUCGUUUAAAUGUCAUGCGGCCGCGAUUAUUGUGAUCACCACAUCCGGUCUAUCGGCUCGGUUCAUUGCCAGGUAUCGGCCCAGAUGUCCAGUGUUGGCGAUCGUCAGGCACGGGAAGUCCGCAAGAAAGUUAUCAGUAUGGCGUAAUGUCAUAGCAUUGCAGUACAUCGAUCCAAUAGAAAACGUUUGGAAAGACAUCGAAAACCGUACAAGGUUCGCGAUGGAUUUUGGGAAAAGAAAAGGUAUAUUGCAUCAGGGAGAUUUGGUUUUGCAUAUGAGCUGCUCUAAACAAAACGUGGGUUUUGCUAAUACCAUGAGUGUGUUUUACGUUAGUGCUGGAGACUUCGUCAACGCGUAA
Molecule: messenger RNA, 1650 nt
Organism: Metopolophium dirhodum (rose-grain aphid)
Lineage: Eukaryota; Metazoa; Arthropoda; Insecta; Hemiptera; Aphididae
Product: pyruvate kinase-like
Exons: 9
Coding region: 1-1650 (549 amino acids)
Biological process (GO): glycolytic process
Cellular component (GO): cytoplasm
Molecular function (GO): potassium ion binding; pyruvate kinase activity; magnesium ion binding
Source: RefSeq, a predicted model, not a curated record